AUGAUGAAUAGAGCUCUCGCAUCGGUCCGUAGGCAGACAUCCGCAUUGCCAUCUAGAUCCAUUAGUGCGAACAUCGUCCCAAAUUUGCUCUAUACUACAUCUAAACGUGUCUUGGAGCCAGUAGCCUUAGGCAUCCCUUAUGUGAUCGAGUCAUCUCCAAGGGGAGAACGGGUCUUUGAUAUCUUUUCACGGCUAUUAAAAGAACGCAUCGUCAUGUUAACUGGAGAAGUCAAUGACGCUGUCUCUGCAGUGGUGACUGCUCAAUUCUUGUUUCUUGAAGCAGAGAAUUCUGAAAAGCCCAUUCAUUUUUACAUCAAUUCACCUGGAGGAAGUGUCACUGCUGGCAUGAUGCAGUAUAUUUCAUCCCCUGUGCAUACGGUUUGCAUUGGUCAAGCAUGCUCAAUGGGAUCGCUCCUGUUAACUGGAGGCGAGCCGGGGCAAAGGGCAUGUUUGGGAAACUCGCGACUGAUGAUUCAUCAACCGUCUGGUGGCGCUGCAGGCCAAGCCGCCGACAUAGCAAUACAUGCUCAAGAAAUCCUAGAUACACGAGAGCGACUGAACAAGUUGUAUGUCAAGCACACAGGACAGUCUUUAGAAAGUGUUGAGAAAGCUGUAGACCGUGACUAUUUUAUGACUCCUGAGAAGGCAGUCAAAUUCGGUCUUGUGGACAAAAUACUUGAGAAACGUCCUCUUCCUCCCAAAUCCUCCUCAUAA
Synchytrium microbalum is the source of this 714-nucleotide messenger RNA. RefSeq lists its product as uncharacterized. Gene Ontology annotation, cellular component: endopeptidase Clp complex. The transcript is spliced from 7 exons. Gene Ontology annotation, biological process: protein quality control for misfolded or incompletely synthesized proteins. Gene Ontology annotation, molecular function: ATP-dependent peptidase activity; ATPase binding; serine-type endopeptidase activity. The record is from RefSeq and is a predicted model, not a curated record. Bases 1 to 714 code for a protein of 237 amino acids. Lineage: Eukaryota; Fungi; Chytridiomycota; Chytridiomycetes; Synchytriales; Synchytriaceae.